Talaromyces amestolkiae is the source of this 930-nucleotide messenger RNA. RefSeq lists its product as uncharacterized. NCBI's taxonomy places the organism in Eukaryota, Fungi, Ascomycota, Eurotiomycetes, Eurotiales, Trichocomaceae. Bases 1 to 930 code for a protein of 309 amino acids. Gene Ontology annotation, molecular function: 4-hydroxy-tetrahydrodipicolinate synthase activity. The transcript has a single exon. The record is from RefSeq and is a predicted model, not a curated record.
AUGGUCGGCUUUGAUGUGCGUGGUUUGACCCCAGCUCCCAUUACCCCCUUCACUCCCGAAGGCGCGGUCGACUAUGAAGCUAUCCAGCGUCUCGGUUCAUGGCUCGGCAGCAUCGACGGKGUCAAAGGUCUCGUUGUUCUCGGUCAUGCUGGUGAGGGUACCUUCCUCACCUCUGAAGAGCAAGAAUCCGUCAUCAAGGCAUUUGUCAAGUCUGUCGACAACAAGAUUCCCAUAAUUGCCGGCAUCACUGGAGAAGGCACGGAGGUUGCUGCUCUGGAAGCGAAGCGUGCGAAGGAGGCUGGUGCAGCUGCAGGUCUUCUUUACCCUUCUCACGGCUGGCUGCGUUUUGGAUAUCAGCCUGGUGCUCCCCAGGACCGUUACAAACGAGUUUAUGAAGUCAGUGGGCUUCCGCUGAUUCUCUUUCAAUACCCCGACAAUACCAAGGCUACUUAUAGCCUUCAGACCAUGCUGGAUAUCUCAGCUCAGCCCGGAGUAUUUGCUAUGAAGAAUGGUGUACGCAAUAUGCGUCGCUGGGAUACUGAGAUCCCCGUCAUUCGUCGCGAGCGCCCCAAUCUUCAGAUUCUCAGCUGUCAUGAUGAGUAUCUCCUACACACUGCAUUUGACGUGGACGGUUUCCUCGUUGGAUAUGGCAAUAUUGCGCCGGAACCGUUGAUCGAGUUGAUCAAGGCUGGAAAGGAAAAGGACUAUAAGAAAGCACGCGCGAUCCACGAUCAACUUCUGCCAGUCACUAAAAGUGUGUAUCACCGUGGGUCUCAUAUGGAAGGUACCGUUGCUCUGAAGCACGCUCUUGUUGCGCGUGGAAUUCUCACGCAUGCCACGGUGCGCUCGCCUCUACUUCCUCUUGAGCCUGGCGCUGAGCAGGAGAUUCAUGCUGCUAUCAGUGCGGCUGCAUUGAGCAAGGUUUCUUGA